Messenger RNA from Gastrolobium bilobum, 848 nucleotides. RefSeq lists its product as uncharacterized. The transcript is spliced from 9 exons. Bases 1 to 795 code for a protein of 264 amino acids. Gene Ontology annotation, cellular component: membrane. The record is from RefSeq and is a predicted model, not a curated record. Lineage: Eukaryota; Viridiplantae; Streptophyta; Magnoliopsida; Fabales; Fabaceae.
AUGUCUUACACAUGGACCUCUGCUCUCAGGGUCACUCUUCUACUUCUCCUUGUUGUCGCUAUUGUUGUUGCUUGUUUUACUCUCCCAAUUGAAAAGAUUCUGAAGGAUUUCUUGACAUGGGUUGAUCGUGAUCUUGGGCCAUGGGGUCCCCUUGCUCUGGCAGUUGCUUACAUUCCUUUGACUAUCUUGGCAGUCCCAGCCUCUGUACUUACACUUGGCGGUGGUUAUCUAUUUGGCCUUCCAGUUGGCUUUGUUGCUGACUCUAUUGGUGCAACCGUUGGUGCUGUAGCUGCAUUUCUUCUUGGUAGAACAAUUGGGAGAUCACUUGUUGUUUCUAGGUUGAGGGAUUAUCCACAGUUUAGAUCAGUGGCAAUUGCAAUUCAUAGAUCUGGCUUUAAGAUUGUGUUACUGCUUCGGCUUGCUCCAUUACUACCAUUUAACUUGUUAAAUUACCUGCUGUCCAUGACACCUGUUCCACUAGGGGAAUACAUGUUGGCUUCCUGGUUAGGAAUGAUGCCAAUAACACUGAUACUUGUAUAUGUUGGAACAACACUCAAAUAUCUAUCUGAUGUGACACAUGGUUGGGGCAAUUUCUCAAAGACUCGUUGGGCUUUGAUCUUUUUUAGCCUAGUAAUAUCUGUGGUUCUGAUGAUAUGUGUUACUAAAGUUGCCAAGUCGUCUUUGGAUAAAGCCUUGGCUGAAUGUGAAGAUAUGGAUGACACUACAUCUUCGCCAGAGCUACCGAUUGUGACUGAACCUUCAGUAGAUCUCAAUCAGCCUCUCAUAAUUAGAUAAAUCAGGAUGAACACAAUCAUUUAAAGUAAUAUCCUGCUUGUAAAUUCUUUCUC